This is a messenger RNA of Closterium sp. NIES-65, 1089 nucleotides long. NCBI's taxonomy places the organism in Eukaryota, Viridiplantae, Streptophyta, Zygnematophyceae, Desmidiales, Closteriaceae. The record is from the annotation of a GenBank genome assembly.
AUGAUUCCCUGCCAAUAUACUGCCUGUUCAUUGGUCAGCGGGGUGGUGGGGGAAGGGGAGGGGGGGUUGUUGGGGGUGGUGGUCUUGCCCCCCAUUGCCUGCGGCACUCUUCCUUCUCCCUCCCUUCGCCUGCACAGCCUUGGCACCCCCCCCUCACACCAUCCUUCGUUUCCCCCCCUCAUACCAUCCUUCGUUUCCCCCCCUCAGUUCUCUGCUGCAGCUGCCUGCGCUGCGACCGGCAGUCACUUAGGUGACAGGGAGUGGUGUGGAUGGAGGGGUGUAAAUGGAGGGAUGUGGAUGGAAGUUGUGAUGCGAGAGAGGAAGGGGGGGAGAGUCAGUGCAGAAGGGAGGGUGGUGGGAGAAGGAGGAAGGUCAGGAGGGAGGACAGAAAGGGGCCAUCAGGUGCUGCGCCUGCGGCUUCCAGGGCUGCGACUGGCUGUCACUCAGGCCCUGGGCUGGCUAGUCCGCGCACCUGGCUAUUGUAGCAGGCAGGCAGCCGUGCUGGCAGGCAAUGGGGAUGCAGAGCAGAGGGCCACCCACCUCUUCAUCUGUCCUUCCCCCUUCCCCUCCCUUGUUUUCCAUCCCACCCCAGGCUCUCAGGUGGCUAGUCUGGAACUAUGCUGGAAUGCUGAGGAAUCAGCAAUGCUGAAAGCAGGAGGAUUCUUGCAGACAAAAGUUUCCAAGAAAGAGGUGGACGGUUGCUGCUAUGCGAACUGGGUGACCUGUGGUGUGGGAAACAUUCCGUCCCUAGCUGCCAGCUCCGGUGUUCUCUCAAGCCUGGAGCCGCCGCUUGAGGCUGGGAGGAGGUCCGGCGCAGGCCCGGGCUGGGCGUUUGGUCCGGAUCGAGGUUCGGGCGGGCCAAUUUCGAGCGAGGGACCGUCGCAGGAGGGGCAGAGUAGUGAAAUGGGAGGCGGAGUGGGGAACGGUGGAGCAGUUGGGGAAGACAGGGCGAGUCCAGAUGGAGGAUCGGACGGCCCAAUUCCGAAUGAGAGAGCGUGGGAGGAGGAGCAGACGGGUAGAAGGGAGGGGGGAUGGGGAGAAGACAUGGGUGGGGCUGUUGCGGAAGGUCGGGACGAGGGACAGGGAUAG